GGUGUUUCAAAGCUACUGCAGUGACUCUGGGAGGGUUUUAUCUUCUGAUGUUGGCUGGACUCUUCAUUCGCUUCACUUUUCUGCAGACCAGAUACGACCAACUGAGCAACAACUACAGUAAGUUACAGGAUGAAGUAAAGCAGCUGAAGAAUAGAACUGAAGAGAAGUGGUGUCCUGAUGGAUUGACGAGAUUUGGACGCAGUUGUUACUUUAAAUCUAAAGAGGAGAAGACUUGGACUAGAAGCAGAGCUGACUGUCAGCAGAGAGGAGCAGAUCUGGUCAUCAUAAACAACAAAGAGGAACAGAAGUUUGUCACUGAGCUGAGUAAGGAUGGAGAGUCCUGGAUUGGUCUACGGUAUGAAAGGAGCCAAGGAUGGAAAUGGGUGGACGGAUCACCGCUGACAGAAACGUUCUGGGCAUCAGGACUGACUCACUAUGAAGGUUACCCUCCAACAUGCUGCGAUCAACAUGGAAAAUGGACACAAAGAUAUGAUUCUGAUAAUAAGAACGGGAUCUGUGAGAAAAGGAUUCUCUGA
Messenger RNA from Perca fluviatilis (European perch), 536 nucleotides. RefSeq names its product CD209 antigen-like protein A. Lineage: Eukaryota; Metazoa; Chordata; Actinopteri; Perciformes; Percidae. The coding region runs from base 48 to 536 and encodes 162 amino acids. The record is from RefSeq and is a predicted model, not a curated record. The transcript has 5 exons.